GUGUAGGCAAGAGCAGCUUGCUGUUACGAUUUGCAGACAACACCUUCUCAGGCAGCUACAUCACCACAAUCGGAGUGGACUUCAAGAUCCGGACUGUGGAGAUCAAUGGGGAGAAGGUGAAGCUGCAGAUCUGGGACACAGCAGGGCAAGAACGCUUCCGUACCAUCACCUCUACGUAUUAUCGGGGGACCCACGGGGUCAUUGUGGUUUACGACGUCACUAGUGCUGAGUCCUUUGUCAAUGUCAAGCGAUGGCUUCAUGAAAUCAACCAGAACUGUGAUGAUGUGUGCCGAAUAUUAGUGGGCAAUAAGAAUGACGACCCUGAGCGGAAGGUGGUGGAGACAGAAGAUGCCUACAAAUUUGCUGGGCAGAUGGGCAUCCAGCUCUUUGAGACCAGUGCCAAGGAGAAUGUCAACGUGGAAGAGAUGUUCAACUGUAUCACAGAGCUGGUUCUACGAGCAAAGAAGGACAACUUGGCGAAACAGCAGCAGCAGCAACAGAACGAUGUGGUGAAGCUCACGAAAAACAGUAAACGAAAGAAACGCUGCUGCUAAUGGCCCAGUCCACUGCAGAGACUGCACUGCACCCUCCCCAGCCCGAGGCCCUCAGAGGCUCCUCGGGGGACAGUCUCAGUUUAGUGCCGUUAUUUAAAGAAUCUCUCCACGUUUUUUGUAUCGGGAGGCGCCAUCGGCACUUCCUCCCCGUUCCCCGUGAGUGCCAAGAAGGUGUUGGACGAGCCUGCCCUUCCCCGCUGGUGCCCAUCUCCCUGCCGAGGCACCUGGACCUGGCGAGGACGCUGCCAGCUGAGCGGACUGAUUAACCAGUUUGUAUAUAGUGUAUAUUGCAUUAACCAGCUGCACACCCUCAGCCUGCUCUGGCUUUUGCCUCCUUCCUGCCAACCUGCUGCAACAGACCCUCCCAAGCCCUCCUCUCCCAUCUCAACGGCAGCUUCCUGAGGAGCCAACCUCAUGUCUUAGCUGAGUCUUUGGCCAACCUGGCUGGGCCCAUGGAGUGCACUCUACAUGGCUCCUGCCAUACAGCUGCUCUGGAAGCUGGGGAACCUGGCCUCCACACAGGCCCUGCCCUCGGCUGGCCCUAGGCCUGCAGUUCCACAGAGAAAGUCAGUCCUGGCCUUUUGGCCAACAGGUUUUUCAUUCUGCCUUCUAGAUGCCUCUGCUAUAAACCCAGGGGAGCUGUGGCUUCUCACUUACCCAUCAUGUUUCAAUUCCAGCAGAAAGGUAGGGUACCCUUGUUCAGAUGGAGCUUGCAAGGGGGAGCAUUAAUUUAACAGACAGCCGAAUGAAGCCAAAUCAAACGAAUCAGGUUUCUCAUUUAUUUUCUUGAGACUUGUUUGGCUUAAUAGCAAAAGUUAUGACUGUUCCACUUUGGGUUCAGUAUUUUUAGAAAAGGUGUAUGGCUUCUGUUCACUGUGGGGUCAGGCUCUUUCCCUUUCAUGAGAAAGGAGGGCUUUGCACCCUUGUUCCUUAUGUGUGCAAGGGCCUCCCACUGGAGCUACUUUGUAGCGUAGCACCAGGCACCUGGGGUGCAUCCAGAGGCUGCUGGACUAUGGGAAGACACCUCCAAGCUGGGAUAGGCGGUUUUACAUUACUGACAGACCUGUUUUAGUAUGAAGGUGGGAGGAAGAUUUCUUGGCCACUGGGAAGAAGUGGCAGUGGGGUGGGGGCAGCCAGUAUUGACCCAUUCCCCCCCCUGGAGUAAAAACCAGGGUAAUAUAUGAUUACUCCCCCCUUCCCCAGACACUUGGUUCCCUUUCCCUUAAAGGAUCACGUAACUGGGAAGAACUGAUUUGGACACCAUAAUGUGUUUUAUUAGAUUUCUUUUCCUAGGCGAUUUCCAGGCACAGUCCUGACUGGACAAUCAUCACAGAUUACUGCAGAUUUUCCAUGUUAACACUGUGGAUGGGUUUUUAAUCAAUAAAACUGGGGCUUUCUUCUCACCUGUCUCUCCACUUGUCCAAACUGUGCAAAGCUGGGGUUCUGUGCGACAGGCCUGUGUUUCUGGGCUGGGUUUGGGAGCUGUGGGCCUAGGAAGGUAGGUGCUGUGGAGGAUACUUCAGGGCCAAGCGGUAGGCAGCGGCUCCAUAUCCAGGUGAGCUGGGAGUUGAGGUAGACUGUUUUCAGCACUGUCUUGGCUGACUGGGGGACAGGUGUCAUCACACAUGCUUCUGAGCAUGUGGGAGCCAGUGCUGAGGUUAUUUGCCAAUUCAAGCAAUAAGAGGGUCAUCUUGGAGCAUCCAGCCCAAGUUAGGUGCCUCUGUGGCUUUUGGCACUUGCCUGUUAAGGCGCAGGUGAUGGGUGAUUUUGGUGACAACAGUGCCUGUCCCACAGAGUGGUACAUGCAUGAGUGGGGGUGGGGUGUGGGUAAGGGAGGGGGUGGGGGACUCAGGGCUAAACUGGUGUCCUGGUGGACCUGAUGUGAACCUCCUGUCAAACAACAAACUUUUAAAUGGUUUGCUAGGAUUAUUUCUGUAUUGAAAGUUUCUAAUUAUGCUUUUUAAAAAAAAUACUAAAAAUAAAGGUUCAAGCUGCCAAAUUUC
Cricetulus griseus (Chinese hamster) is the source of this 2557-nucleotide messenger RNA. The record is from RefSeq and is a predicted model, not a curated record. NCBI's taxonomy places the organism in Eukaryota, Metazoa, Chordata, Mammalia, Rodentia, Cricetidae.